AUGGCAAAGCGCCGCCCCGCGCCCAACUCGCGCGGAACCCGGACAGGACGGCGGAGCGAAACGACGCGCAACUCGUCGAAAGUGGCGAAAGUGGCGAAGGCGAAGAAAGCGCCGAGCGAUGCAUGGAAUUUCACCAAAGUGGCCGUGGAUUUCAUCGAGCAGUCCACUGAGGAUGCCAACGUCUGGCCAGCGCUGCUGACCACGCCCACGGUGGCCUUGCACGCGCGGAAGAUGCUCAUGGCCAAGGUGGGCUGGAAUUGCGUUGUCUUCUUCAAAAACGUCAGCUACGCAGCAGCGAACUGGAUGAUGGAACGUGCUGCACCUCAAGGUGAAGCGCGACCCGUCUUCGCCAAGCGCAUCGCCCUAACGGCCUUAGUGGGCCCCUCGGGCCCGGCGCUGUCCCCGGCGCCACGCUUCGCGGCGCCGGCGUUGCCGGCCACGCCGCGGACGCCCUCGCUGCUGGAGGAGUCCGCUGCGGAGUCGCCGGUGAGGAAGGUACGCAGGCGCCUACGCUUUAAGCAAGGUUAUGAUGCGAAGCUGGAACUGAUUGGAGAGAGCGCAUUGGGAUCUUUAAGUCUGGAGCUCACGGCCUCGAUCUUCAGCUUUCUGGACGUCCGCACGAAGAUCUCAGCAGUCUUAGUGGCUUCCAUGGGCCUGCGGGAGGUGAUGCAUCAACGUGGUACCUGGGAGCCCAUGGUCAUCGAGAAAUCCGUGGGCCGUGGCCUGUUGCAUAAACUGAAGCACAAGGAUCCAUUGUGUUAUUUCACGGAGGAACGGCUCUCCGCGCGCAAGAGCUUUCCACGAGGUUUCUUUGAAGUGACCACCUUGGAGAUAGAUCUGAUGGACCCUGAGCGUGUGGAGGCCGUCCAAUCGGACACUGAAGACGAUGCACCGCGACCGCUGAUGGCCUUGAUCCCCGAUCCGCUGGAUGAGAUCCUGAAACGUUUGAAGCACUACUUCACCUGGGUCUCUGAUCUGACGAUCCGCAACAUCGAGGAUUAUCGCAUGGAUUAUCGCUUCGUGGAGCUGCGUUGCCACGAUCUGUGCAGCUUUCCCUAUGUCCUGCUAUGCCAUGGUGCAACCCAUGUGCCCCAGACCUACUGCCUGCGCGCCAAGCGCGACUCGGUAGAACAAAUCAUGGGCUGGAUCGCUGACUAUAGAAAGCCCAUAGUCAGCAAUAUAUACCAACAUUUCUAUCUAUGA
This is a messenger RNA of Cladocopium goreaui, 1203 nucleotides long. The record is from the annotation of a GenBank genome assembly. Lineage: Eukaryota; Dinophyceae; Suessiales; Symbiodiniaceae.